UCUAAUUAUAGAGCUGAAAUUUAAAAGUCAAGUUAAAAAUAAAAUCAAACUUCCUAGUUGUUUAUUUGUUUGUGCAUUGAAUUAAAUUCAAUAAAAUUCGAUACACACAAUAAAAUUUUGAAGUUCUUAAAUAACAGUUUGUGCAAUAGUAUACAUAUUAUAAUAUCGAUAUGGCGAAUAUUGAAUAUGGAGGCAAAGGUUUUGAUCCAUUUGCAGAAAACUUGGUCAUGGAAAAUGCAAUGACAGAUUGCCAAACUUUAACUCAUUUACUAAAAGCCGCCUUAGGCACAGGUAUUCUAUCAAUGCCAAUAGCUUUCUUGUACUCCGGACUAAUUCUGGGAAUAUUUACUACUGCGUUAACAGGUAUCAUUUGUACACAUUGUGCAUAUGUUUUGGUAAAAAGUGCACACCGAUUGUACUAUAUGGAACAAAAAUCAAAAAUGACAUUUGUUGAAGUAUCGGUAACAGCAUUCAUGAGAGGUCCGCCAUGGGUUCAAAGCUUUUCAUUUUCCAUAAAGAUGCUGGUUCUUGUUGGUCUAUUUCUAACGUACUUUGGUACUUGUUCUGUUUACACUGUCAUAAUUGCUAAGAAUCUACAACAGGUAAUCGAACAUUGGACUGGACAAACGUAUAACGAACGAGUUCUAAUUGGAAGUUUAUUGAUUCCUUGUAUAUUGCUCACAUGGAUACCUAAUCUCAAGAAAUUGGCUCCUAUUUCGAUGGUUGCUAAUUUAUUUGUAGGACUUGGUCUUGGCAUCACAUGCUAUUACUUAUUGAUUGAAAUUCAACCCAUUGAGGAUAGGAAAUUCUUUCGCAUACACACCUUACCAUCUUUUUUCGCAAUAACCAUUUUCGCCCUUGAAGCCAUUGGAGUAAUGAUGCCUCUGGAAAAUAGCAUGAGAACACCACCACAUUUCCUGGGUUGUUGUGGUAUUUUAUCUCAAGGAAUGUGCGGAGUAACAAUACUUUGUAUAUUGAUUGGAUUCCUCGGUUAUUUGCGCUAUGGUGAGGGCACCGCAGAAACGAUCACUCUUAAUUUACCAGUUGAUGAAUUACCAGCUCAGUUCGUUAAUCUGUUGAUUGCUAUGGCUAUGUUUUGUACUUUUGGUUUGCAAUUCACUGUUUGCCUGGAAAUUACAUGGAACGGUGUAAAGGAUUACGUUCUGAAUGGCUCACUUCUUGGGAACUACGUUGUAAGAACUCUGCUUGUCAUCGCAGCUGUAGGACUUGCAGUAGCAGUACCUUCCAUUGCUCCAUUCAUGGGCCUGAUUGGAGCCUUUUGCUUUUCCAUUCUUGGACUUAUUAUGCCCAUUUUAAUUGAAACAGUAUUAGAUUUAGAAUCUGGUUUUGGGAAAUUCAAUUGGAUUUUAUAUAAGAAUAUUUUCAUCUUAGGCUUUGGAGUAUUUGCCUUAAUAUUUGGAUCGAAGAGUGCAUUGGAAGAUAUCAUGAAGCUGUAUGAAUAGUUGUUAAUUAUUUUAUAAAGAUGCAUAAAACAAUAAUAUGUGAUUGUUGUUUUUUGUAAAAUUUUGUGACCUAUGUAAAAGUUUGUAGGUACUCCGUUUAAAAAAUUAUAAGUUUAAAUUUAUUGUAGUAUA
Eupeodes corollae is the source of this 1595-nucleotide messenger RNA. RefSeq names its product proton-coupled amino acid transporter-like protein pathetic. Gene Ontology annotation, cellular component: vacuolar membrane. Gene Ontology annotation, molecular function: amino acid transmembrane transporter activity. The record is from RefSeq and is a predicted model, not a curated record. The coding region runs from base 171 to 1463 and encodes 430 amino acids. Lineage: Eukaryota; Metazoa; Arthropoda; Insecta; Diptera; Syrphidae. Gene Ontology annotation, biological process: amino acid transmembrane transport. The transcript has 7 exons.